Austrofundulus limnaeus is the source of this 707-nucleotide messenger RNA. It is a transcript of the gene tprkb, whose product is annotated as Tp53rk binding protein. Gene Ontology annotation, biological process: tRNA threonylcarbamoyladenosine modification. Gene Ontology annotation, cellular component: EKC/KEOPS complex; nucleus; cytosol. Lineage: Eukaryota; Metazoa; Chordata; Actinopteri; Cyprinodontiformes; Rivulidae. The transcript is spliced from 4 exons. Bases 103 to 630 code for a protein of 175 amino acids. The record is from RefSeq and is a predicted model, not a curated record.
GUUCCCAGUAGGUUUGCGUCGAUCUCUUCCACGCGUGAAGCAGCGUAAAACUUUAGUCAUUAGAAAUACAAGUUAGCCACGUUUUAACUAKUUAUUUCCAGCAUGCAGCUUACACAAGAGCUGGAGCUUUACCCGGACACCACGGUGACACAAAUGCUUUUUCAACGAGUCCAAAACGCGAAAGAGUUGCGACAAAAAGCGGUGGAAGGUCGAAUAAACGGCGCCUUAAUCAACCCGACAAUGGUGUUGAGUCCUUUCCAGGUGAUGGUUGCUGCCAAUAAAGCUGUUCAUUUACAGACAACUGGGAAAAUGAAGACAAGGACUUUUAACUCUGAAAUAAUCUUCAGCCUGUCCCCUACUAAUAAUAUCUCAGAGUCCUUUAAAAGAUUUGGGAUCUCAGAYGGAGACGACUCGGUUCUGGUGGUCCUGGUUCACAAGAAAGACGACCCACCGUCUCUGUCAGACGUCGCAGACAUGGUGGACGGACAGCAGAUUCCUGCGGAGGACGUGUCCUCAUUAUCAGACACAGUAAAGAUCAGAAAGAUGUAUAAAAUCCCCCCUCAGGAGGACAAAUGUGGGAGUCUGCUGGACGCCGUUGUUUGCAGGAUGGCAGCUAAAGACGUCAUGUAGCCUGAGGACAUAGAGCAUUUUUAUUUUAAUGUUUUUGUCUUGUUUUGGCCUCAAAAUGUAGAUUUUUUUCACAAAGA